AUGUCGGCCACGCAUUCCGCUGAGCACGACAAAGAGAAGGGCGAGAGCGAGCAUGCGCCCUCGGCUCAGGUUGGCUUCGUCUCCAACGCAGAGACCUUCGCCAACGAAGCGCGCCUAACCAGGCGCAUUCUCUUCAAGACCGACACAAGGAUCAUCCCCAUCCUCUCCCUCCUCUUCCUCUGCUCCUUUCUCGACCGCACCAAUGUCGGCAACGCCCGCAUCCUCGGCCUCGAGGACGACCUGGGCAUCACCAACCUGCAGUACAACCAAGGUCUGGCCGUCUUCUACGCGACCUACAUCGUCAGCGAGAUCCCGUCCAACUUGAUCCUCAAGGCGAUGACCCCGACCGUCUGGCUGCCCGUGCUGACCGCCCUCUGGGGCAUCAUCACCAUGUGCCUGGGCUUCGUCCGCAACUUCGCCAGCUUCUUCGCCGUCCGCGCCGUGCUCGGCCUCGCCGAGGGCGGCCUGCUCCCCGGCAUCGUCCUCUACCUCUCCGGCAUGUACACCCGCCGCGAGAUGGCCCUGCGCAUCGGCGUCUUCUACACGGCCGCCUCGCUGUCUGGCGCCUUUGGCGGACUGCUGGCUCGGGGCUUGUCCGCCAUUGGCCCGAGGGGAGGGCUGGAAGGAUGGCGCUGGAUACUCAUGAUCGAGGGCCUGAUUACGGUCGUUGCCGCGGCCAUGGCGUACCUACUUCUCCCGACGAGCAUCGCCACGGCGUCCUAUCUCAAUGAGGAGGAAAAGUCCUUCGCGCUGCGUCGUCUGCAGGGGCUUACCCCUUCGGCUCGCGAUGACAGGUUUGACCCGGUCCGGGAGCGCGAGGAAGAGUUCAAGUGGUCCGAGGUGCGCCGCGGUAUCUUCAACAUACAGGUCUGGCUCUCGGCAACUGCCUACUUCGCCAUCCUCUCCGGCCUGUACAGUUUCGGCUUGUUUCUCCCAACCAUCGUUGAAGACCUUAAUAUCACUGAGGGACCCAAUGAGACCCAGCUCUGGACCGUUAUACCCUACGCGGUGGCGACCCCGAUCACGGUCUUUGUCGCCAUGCUAUCCGACCGCCUCAACCGGCGGGGCACGCUCAUGCUGACGACGCUGCCCAUCUCCAUCGUCGGCUACGCGGUCAUCGCAAACGUGAUUUCGGCCAGGGUUCGCUUCGCCAUGACCUGCCUCAUGGCCAUCGGCAUGUACGCCAGCGUGCCCUGCGUGCUGGUCUGGAACUCGAACAACUCGGCCGGCCACUACAAGCGCGCCACCACCUCGGCUCUGCAGUUGGCCGUUGCCAACUGCGGCGGCUUCGUCGCCACUUUUAUUUACCCCAGCAAGGAUAAGCCACUCUAUCAUAAGGGCCACACUAUCGUCCUGGGACUGCUGGUUUAUGCCUGGUUUGCCAUCUUGGCCAACGUCCUGUGGUGCGCCAAAAUCAAUAAAGACAAGAGGGAUGGCAAGUACGCGCAGUACGAAGGCAGCGGAGACGAUCGGGAUCCAAAGUUCAAAAUGGUUCUGUAA
This is a messenger RNA of Thermothelomyces thermophilus ATCC 42464, 1500 nucleotides long. RefSeq lists its product as uncharacterized. Gene Ontology annotation, biological process: transmembrane transport. Bases 1 to 1500 code for a protein of 499 amino acids. The record is from RefSeq and is a predicted model, not a curated record. Lineage: Eukaryota; Fungi; Ascomycota; Sordariomycetes; Sordariales; Chaetomiaceae. The transcript is spliced from 10 exons. Gene Ontology annotation, cellular component: membrane. Gene Ontology annotation, molecular function: transmembrane transporter activity.